Molecule: messenger RNA, 1387 nt
Organism: Maniola jurtina (meadow brown)
Lineage: Eukaryota; Metazoa; Arthropoda; Insecta; Lepidoptera; Nymphalidae
Exons: 6
Coding region: 66-824 (252 amino acids)
Biological process (GO): double-strand break repair via nonhomologous end joining
Cellular component (GO): nucleus; DNA ligase IV complex
Molecular function (GO): DNA end binding
Source: RefSeq, a predicted model, not a curated record
AACUACAAAAUAUUUUAUUUGUACAUAAUAUUAUUUCAUUUUUAACAAACUAUUUCCAUACUGUAAUGUGGAAAGAAUUGCAGAAGUCUCCUGCUUAUUUCUUAUUAACUGAUCAAAGGCAAAUUUAUAGUAUUUUUGUCACAGAUUACAUUCGAAUAUGGGGAGCUUAUUUCACUGAAAAUGAAUUCAUUGCUUGUCUUAAGGAAAGUAACUUUGGUUUAGAAAUGGAGAAAAAUGAGUUAUUAGACAAAGGAUAUCAAAUGCUCCAGAAGCCAUCUGAACUAAAGAACAUAAAAAUAUCAAUUGAUGGACCAUUACUCACAGUUUCUAUGAGCAGAUCUUUUGGAUUCCUUUUAAAAUUUUCUGUUAAAUUAGAAGAAGGGUCCAGAGAGUUUUUUUUUCAAAAAGUUACACAACCAGCUCUGAAAAUAAUACAAGACUUGAGGUGUAGCCAGCAAGAGUUACGUAAGCUGCUCAUUACCAAGGAUGAUGAGAUUGAAGAAUACAAGUCCUUUGGAGGCAAAAUUAGAUAUACUGCUAUACCGCCAUACAACGAUGAACUACAUAUGAAGAAGCAUUGUUUGUAUCAUGCUAAUUUUGGUGAUGCAGAAGUACCUGCUAGUGUUAUGGACAGAAUAAUAGAUGUACCUCCAGAAAAUCCUAUAAUCAAAGAAGAAAGGAAUGAGACCAAAGUAUCUGUAAAGUUGGAGCCGGCAUCACAGCAAACAAAUGCCACAAGCAAAGUUAAUACAAUAUACACAGUUAAGAAAGAAAGUAUCAAAACUGAACCUCAGACUGCGAGGAAAAGAAAACUAAACAUUUGACAUGAAAUUUCUAUAUCUCCCGUUAUUAUUUUACAAAUAAUGGUAUUGAAAAAUAUUAUUUUUACACUAAAAUUUCAGUCAAAACAUCGAUUUAUGUAGUAUUUUCUUAAAUAAGUAAUGGAAUUGAACCGAUGCAAUAGUUAGCACUAGCAUGCGAUUCCAAAUGAAUUUUAUAAAUUGAUGUAUUUAUUUUUCCUAUUUUUAGGACUUGCCUAUCAUGUUUUUGUAUAGAAAUGUGUAUCAGUGUCUAUAUAUUAUUACUUUUAUACAUCUAUACCGCAAUAGUUAAAAUAUGUAAAUAAAUUAGUCGUAAAUUAAAAUUCGUUAUGCUUGUAUUUUUUGCCAUAACAUUCAACAAUAGAUUAUCUCACAGAUUUAGCUUUAAUGCACACCUAUGGAGUCGAGCCGUAGCGCAGCGUCUUUUAACUUAAAAUCAGCUUUAUGCACUAUGAAAUAAAGUUGAAAUUAUAUAAUAAAAAAACCAUGGUAAAAAAACUUGGCUCUGUUGGUAUUUUGUAAUAAGUAACAUGUCGUACAUUUAAUAAAAAUAAAUCAUUUAAUGU